AUGGCUUUCCARCCUUAUACCCCCAAGCCCGUAACCGACAUCUUCACAGCCGAUACAGACAUCAACCGUCGAGAAUGCCGUCGAGUCGUCCCAAUGCGAGUUCUCGCUCUGGGAUUGGGACGUACGGGUACAGCAUCCCUCCGAACAGCAUUGAAGACUCUGGGCUUCGACGACUGCUACCACAUGAUGUCCGCGUCCGUCGAGAAUCCUCCCGACUGUCUGAUGUGGUCCGACGCUCUUGCCGCCAAAUACGACGGCAAAGGCCAAUUCGGCCGUGAACAGUGGGAUCAGCUUACGGGACACUGCCAAGCCAUUUGCGAUUGGCCGGCUGUGGCUUUUGCGAAAGAGUUGAUCAAGGCAUACCCGGAGGCCAAGGUCAUCAUCACUACGAGGGAUGUGGAUAGUUGGCAUGCGAGUACGAUGAAGACGGUACAUUGGCGUGCGACGGAGCCGGAACUCAAAUUGGUGUCCAAGUUUGAUUGGGGUGCUGGUCUUUACCAGCCCAUGCUUUCCAAAUUCUGGACGGAAUUCUGGGAGGGUGACUUUGAGAAGAAUGGCAAGCGUCGUUUCAACGAGUACUACCAGGAAAUCCGCGACCUGGUCCCCAAAGAGAACUUGCUGGAGUACAAGAUGGGCGAAGGCUGGCAACCACUUUGUGAAUUCCUCGAGGUCCCGGUACCGGAGAAGAUGAAGUUCCCUCGCACCAACGACACGGAUGGAUUUGUUGAUCGCUGCCGACGACGGAACCGCAUGCAGAUGAUGAAUGUUCUGUUCCGUGCUACCGUGGUUGGUGGAUCCAUGGCAGCAAUCUUCUUCAGCGCCAGCAUGACCAUUCGAAAACUGUUCGGUAGCCGGGGAAGUGUCUUGGCUUAG
Messenger RNA from Ramularia collo-cygni, 873 nucleotides. RefSeq lists its product as uncharacterized. The record is from RefSeq and is a predicted model, not a curated record. Bases 1 to 873 code for a protein of 290 amino acids. The transcript has 2 exons. NCBI's taxonomy places the organism in Eukaryota, Fungi, Ascomycota, Dothideomycetes, Mycosphaerellales, Mycosphaerellaceae.